UUCAGUGAAGGUUCUGGUAGGGGGAAGGAGCAGAUCUAAAUUCCGUGACCGGAAGUGGAUUAUUCAGGAUCUAGCGAGAUGGCGGACGGUGAAGUGACAUUGUUAAUCCGCAGUCCCAGUUUGAAGCGAGAGGAGAAAGAGAUCUGCGUCCAACGAGGAUGUACUGUGUUGGAGCUCAAGGCACAACUGAGACGGGAGCUUCCUGGAGAGCUGAUGGAACAAGACCAGAGGCUGAUCUAUUCAGGAAAAUUACUCCCAGACCACUUGAAGCUAAACGAAGUGUUAUCUACAGAGUCAAGGCAUGUUCUCCACCUGGUUUGUUCAGCAAGAAACCCUCCCAAGAUACAGACACAAGUAAAAAAGCAGGGUUCAGAAAGUGUUGCCGGAACAUCCCACUCUGUGAGCCCCUCAGUUGAUGGAUUAAGACAAAGAAUUCUCCCCCAAAGUGUGUCUACUGCAGAAGUCAACAGUGGCAGGCAAGUGAACAUGAGCCCACAAGGAGCAUAUCCUGCCCAGUCACCCUAUUCCAUAUACAGCCCUCAGCAGAUCCUUUGGCUUCAGCAGAUAUAUGCCAGGCAGUACUAUAUGCAAUACUUUGCUGCGGCUGCUUCUGCUUCUCCAGCCUCCCAUGUUCAGCGAGUUCAAGAGAUACCAGUGGUAGCAGCUGCUGCCCCAGAUCAGUUGCCUCAAGCAUUUCCAGUGGAACCCCAGCCAGGCAAUCUAGAUCCUCAAGCCCCAGCAAACCCUGGAGCUAACCCAAAUCUGCAUAUGGAUGCUCGGGGCAGGCUGCUAGAGGAAGAGGAAGAUGUAAACAGGGACUGGCUACACUGGCUGUACACAGCUGCAAGAUUUUCAAUCUUCCUGAGUUUCCUGUAUUUCUACUCCACUCUGAGCCGCUUCUUGAUGGUGCUAGGAGCCAUGCUUCUCAUGUACUUGCACCAUGCUGGGCUGUUUCCAUUUAGAAGACCGACACCGGAAGUUCCACCACAGGUUGCGGCAAACCCUCCUCCACAAGCUGCGGCAAACCCUCCUCCACAAGCUGCGGCAAACCCUCCUCCACAAGCUGCGGCAAACCACCAGGACCAGAACAACAACUUACAGGAAGAAAACGAGCAAGUGGAUGAAGAAUUCUCAAAUCCAACUACAGCAGCUGCUGCUCUUCAAGCUCAGUCAUUCGUCACCACUGCAUGGAUAUUCUUCAAAACAUUUUUUGCAUCAUUGAUUCCAGAGGGCCCGCAAGCUGUGGCCUAGUGACGUCUGUUUAGGAUUAUUGUUAUGCCAAACAAAGACUUUUGACUGCACGGCGAAGAGUCUGAUUAUAGGGCAGAUGUAUUAGGACUUCAGAUAAAAAUGUUAAAUUUAAUUUCUUACAUAUGAAGCCUUUUAUACAUGUCCAUGAUGUAUAUACCAUAUACACAAUCUGAGCAGAUGCAUUCUGCUGUAGGUUGGCAUUUGAUUCCUUGUGGAAUGUUGGGCUAAUUACACUAAGUGUAGUGUUAUUGUUUACACUCUGUAAAAAUUCUAGCAUUUUGAACACACUUAUUUUGACUGUUAUCCGCAGCAGUGCAGAUAUUACUGUAAUCAGUAUACUGCUCUGUAUUUGUCUUCCUUGUGCCCAUACUUCAUGAGCAGAAGCUUGCACUUUAGAUCAUUUCAUUACAUUCUCAUGCCUUAUGUUUUUGUCUUGUCUGUAAUUGCUCUUAUUCCUAACUAUGUAUAUUUGUCAGUAAUUUAUACAGGCUUUACUACCUUUUCAGCAGGGUAACCAAGGCCUGUUUUUUCUUUCAUCUGAGGACGUUUAAAAUGUGUUCAAUUAAAAGGAAAAAAGCUCCUGUGCUUAAUAUCAGCAAGUUCUUUCCCAAUAAAUGUGCAAAACGUGGGCUUUCCUAAUGAUCUCCAUAUUCAAGAUAAAAAGCUUUAACAUAACUUUUGCACAGUGCCUCAGUGUUAUGCAGAGGGCUUACAUUUGGUUGUAUUUUUUCACUAUUUCACACAACCUGAAGUGAGCUUCUAUUUUUUGUCACUCCUUUCUCCUUACGGUUUCAUUAAUUAAUGAAGAUAAAAUAAGACUUGUACAAAAGUUGAAUUGUAAUUGAAAUAAACUUUGUAUGGACAAUAGAAA
Messenger RNA from Bombina bombina (fire-bellied toad), 2122 nucleotides. RefSeq names its product homocysteine inducible ER protein with ubiquitin like domain 1 (gene HERPUD1). The transcript has 8 exons. Gene Ontology annotation, biological process: negative regulation of endoplasmic reticulum stress-induced intrinsic apoptotic signaling pathway; ubiquitin-dependent protein catabolic process; endoplasmic reticulum calcium ion homeostasis. Gene Ontology annotation, cellular component: endoplasmic reticulum membrane. The record is from RefSeq and is a predicted model, not a curated record. Lineage: Eukaryota; Metazoa; Chordata; Amphibia; Anura; Bombinatoridae. Bases 79 to 1251 code for a protein of 390 amino acids. Gene Ontology annotation, molecular function: transmembrane transporter binding.